AUGCGGGAACUACAGAGGAAUCAAACUUCUAAGCCACACAAUGAAAUUAUGGGAAUGAGUGAUAAAGAGAAGAAUCAGACAAGAGACAGUGAUAAGAGAGAACCAAUUCAGUUUCAUGCUUGGAAGAUUUCUAAAACUAUCAGGGAAACGGUAUCGUGGUGCAUGUUAUUCGCUGACGAUAUCGUGUUGGUAGCAGAAACUAAAGAGGAAGUUAAAAAUGAAUUGGAAGAAUGGAGGGAAGUUUUAGAAAGUAAAGGGUUACGCAUAAGUCUUACGAAGGCUGAAUAUUUGCGAUGCGACUUUAGUGGGAUUCCGCCGAAUGGGGAACCAGAAGUGUCCACUGGUGAAGAAGUUGUUACAAGUACGGCCAAAUACAGGUAUUUGGGAUUGAUUUUUCAGAGUAGUGUAGAGAUUGUCGGAGAUGUUACGCAUCAAAUCCAAGCGGGUUGGCUCAAGUGGAGAGUAGCCAUUGAGGUGUUAUGUGAUAGAAAGUUUCCAAGUAGGUUAAAAGGUAAAUUUUACCGAAUGGCAAUCAGGCCUGCUUUGUUGUAUGGUACGGAAUGUUGGCCCGUAAAGAAGACUCUUGAACACAAGAUGAAAGUUACAGAAAUGCGCAUGUUGAGGUGGAUGUGCGGUCACACAUUGUUGGAUCAGAUAAGGAACCAAGAGUUUAGAAAGAAACUAGGGGUCGCCCCUAUCUCUGCAAAGAUAGGUUGA
Amaranthus tricolor (Joseph's coat) is the source of this 717-nucleotide messenger RNA. RefSeq lists its product as uncharacterized. The coding region runs from base 1 to 717 and encodes 238 amino acids. The transcript has 2 exons. Lineage: Eukaryota; Viridiplantae; Streptophyta; Magnoliopsida; Caryophyllales; Amaranthaceae. The record is from RefSeq and is a predicted model, not a curated record.